Messenger RNA from Arabidopsis thaliana (thale cress), 2042 nucleotides. RefSeq names its product Aldolase superfamily protein (gene FBA8). Lineage: Eukaryota; Viridiplantae; Streptophyta; Magnoliopsida; Brassicales; Brassicaceae. The record is from RefSeq and is marked reviewed. The transcript has 3 exons. The coding region runs from base 331 to 1407 and encodes 358 amino acids. Gene Ontology annotation, biological process: glycolytic process. Gene Ontology annotation, molecular function: fructose-bisphosphate aldolase activity. Gene Ontology annotation, cellular component: cytosol; mitochondrial outer membrane.
GUUUGGGCCGUCGUAAGGCCGAAGUCAUGCUUUUCCUUAAAUAACACUACGAGUUACCAAAUUACCCCUCAGCUAAUUUGCUGAGAAUCCACGCUAUUAAGGGGUAGAAUUAAGAUUAGCCAACAUUGCCAAUUAGAGAUCCAACGGCUGAAAAAGCUAUUUCUUGGGGAACAUGCAAAGAUCUGACCCUUAAUUAAUAUUUUCACCAACCAAUAGACUCUCAUCCGCAGCUAUAAAACCAACCCUUUUCCUCUACUGGUCCACCACUCGUCUGCCUUCUUCCGCAUCUCUUUUCAUUUCUCUCUGAUUUCUCGAUCUCUCCGUCCAACUAUGUCUGCCUUCACAAGCAAAUUCGCCGAUGAGUUGAUCGCCAACGCUGCCUACAUCGGCACACCUGGAAAAGGUAUUUUGGCUGCUGAUGAGUCCACUGGUACCAUUGGAAAGCGUCUUGCGAGCAUCAACGUCGAGAACGUUGAGACCAACAGACGUAACCUCCGUGAGCUUCUCUUCACCGCCCCUGGUGCUCUUCCAUGCCUCAGUGGUGUCAUCCUUUUCGAAGAGACUCUGUACCAAAAGAGUUCCGAUGGUAAGCUUUUCGUUGAUAUCUUGAAGGAAGGAGGAGUUCUUCCCGGUAUCAAGGUUGACAAGGGUACCGUUGAGCUAGCUGGAACCGACGGUGAGACCACCACUCAAGGUCUUGACGGUCUCGGUGACAGAUGCAAGAAGUACUACGAAGCUGGUGCUCGUUUCGCCAAGUGGCGUGCAGUCCUCAAGAUCGGAGAGAACGAGCCAUCUGAGCAUUCCAUUCAUGAGAACGCUUACGGAUUAGCUAGAUACGCUGUUAUCUGCCAAGAGAACGGUCUUGUACCAAUUGUCGAGCCUGAGAUCCUAGUCGAUGGAUCCCAUGACAUCCAGAAGUGUGCUGCCGUGACUGAGCGUGUCCUUGCAGCUUGCUACAAGGCUCUUAGCGACCACCACGUCUUGCUCGAGGGUACACUCUUGAAGCCUAACAUGGUUACUCCCGGAUCUGACAGCCCCAAGGUUUCACCUGAAGUCAUCGCUGAGCACACCGUCCGUGCCCUUCAGAGAACCGUCCCAGCAGCUGUUCCAGCCAUUGUCUUCUUAUCUGGAGGACAGAGCGAGGAAGAAGCUACCAGGAACUUGAACGCCAUGAACCAGUUGAAGACCAAGAAGCCAUGGUCAUUGUCUUUCUCAUUCGGACGUGCGUUGCAGCAGUCUACCUUGAAGACAUGGGCAGGUAAAGAGGAGAAUGUCAAGGCAGCUCAAGAGGCGUUGUAUGUGAGGUGCAAGGCUAACUCUGAAGCCACACUCGGAACCUACAAGGGUGACGCUAAGCUUGGUGAUGGAGCAGCUGAGAGCCUUCACGUGAAGGAUUACAAGUACUGAGCAUCGUCCACGGGUUGAAUUGUGACGUUUGUCAUCUUCCUGGAUAUAUUUCUAGGGAUUUUUCGUUUUUCUACUUGACAUUAUCGGAUUAUAAGUGUUUUUUCUUCAUUUUCCUUUUGGAUUUGUGUUUUGAUUUUGAUUGGGUUUUGUUUUUUAGAAUUGAGUAUUUUAAAAACACGCCCAAAUAAAAAAGUCAUUUGAGGUUAUUUCUGUUGAACCUCUUGUGGAAUUUGAAAAUCAGUUUCUGUUGAUUUACCGCUUCUUGAGCCUAAAUUAUUGUAUUUGGUUCUCUGAUUCGUAUAUGAAAUCUCGUCUUUUAAACACAUAAAAAUCUGUCUAUGAAGAGUAUGAACCAAGCGUUCCUGUUUCAUUUUUUCAACAAUAUGACUAGUAUGUGAGAGCAUAAUUGCUAUAUGAGGCUACAACCAUAAGCUGAAAGGAGCCUCGAACAAGAUUCAGAAACAUAGGAAAGUUAUACACUUUCUCAAUUAAUUUGCAGACACAAGAAUAUGAACAAGACUGUAGUGUGUUUUCAUUGUCUUCAAAAGCAUUCCAAAAGCCAGCUUAUUGCCAAAUGCUGUAAUGAGAAUACACAGCUAAUUUAUGAUAUUCUGUUUAUGUGUAAGAUGGGCCUC